This is a messenger RNA of Didymodactylos carnosus, 1044 nucleotides long. The record is from the annotation of a GenBank genome assembly. Lineage: Eukaryota; Metazoa; Rotifera; Eurotatoria; Philodinida; Philodinidae.
AUGUCAACUUUACCGCGUAAUUUUCCUACAUCAACGUUAAAAUCAUUAUUAGAAAAUACAGAGUUAGCUGAUAUUUUAUUUCAAAUACGAAAUAUGUAUGAUGAUGAUAAUGAUUCAUUGAAAUCUGACAAAAAUGGUCUAAUGGGCAAUGAUUCUGGUAUGAAUAAAAUGUACGGUUCACCUUAUUUGGGUCCAAAUUUAUGGGAAAAAGAUCAAUUAUAUUCGGCAGAUAAACUCUUUUCUGACACAUCUAAACAAUCAUCUAUAUCAUCAUCUCAAAGUUCACAAAACAAUACGAAUAAUCAACAACAGAGUCAAAAUUCAAAUUCAAGUAUAAAUUUUAAAGUUGAAUCAUUAGAUAUUGAUGACUUUUUACAUGAAAAUAAUUUAAAUAUCAAUGAUAUUGAACCAUUUAAUAAUUUUGAGAAUUUAAAUGGGACUACGUCAUCGACCAAUCAAGGAGGAUGUCUAAUGAAUCAGCAGCAGCAACAACAACAACAGCAACAACAACAACAACAACAACAAUUUUCUCAACAACAAACUUCAUCAUCAUCCUCAAAUAAUAUUCAUCGUCAAACGAUAACGCCUGAUGGCUCCUCAUGUUCUCCUAUAACACAAAUAAACUCACCUAUGCAAGCCGCACCAGCCAGAUCACCCAUGCAAAAUAGUAUUGACUCAUCAUUAGCUUCAAGCCAUGAGUCAUAUGAUCAAAAAUCACGAAAAUAUUCUGAAGAAGAUUUACUUAAUAAAUCAUCUCAUCCAGUUGGGAAAAAGUCAAGAAAGGUAACACAGGAUGCAAAACAAUUUGUACCAGACGAAUUAAAAGAUGAAAAAUAUUGGGCACGUCGUCGAAAAAAUAAUUUAGCUGCAAAACGUUCACGUGAUGCUCGACGUAUGAAAGAAAAUCAAAUUGCAUUACGAGCUUCCUAUUUGGAACGUGAAUCAGAUGCAUUACGAAAACAAUUAGAAGAAUUUAAACGUGAAAAUAAAACAUUAAGAAUGAAAUUAGCUCAAUAUGAGGGUACUACAAAUGGGUCAAAAUAG